Molecule: messenger RNA, 1318 nt
Organism: Brienomyrus brachyistius
Lineage: Eukaryota; Metazoa; Chordata; Actinopteri; Osteoglossiformes; Mormyridae
Gene: brix1
Product: brix domain containing 2
Exons: 11
Coding region: 32-1057 (341 amino acids)
Biological process (GO): rRNA processing; ribosomal large subunit assembly
Cellular component (GO): nucleolus
Molecular function (GO): rRNA binding
Source: RefSeq, a predicted model, not a curated record
UUUGUGUUUCCACGUGAAGCGGUUUUUCAAGAUGUCGCCGUUCAAGCGAAAACGUGCAGGAGGUAGCAGGGGCACAAAUGCUUCUAAAAAAGUAAGAUUUAUAGGAAGUGUAAAUGAAAAUACGUCUGAGGAUGAACAAAAGCAGGAAAAUGAGUGCAGCAUCCCGGCACCGGUUUCAAAGGGAAAAUGGAAAAACAAAGAGAGGGUGCUUGUGUUCUCUUCCCGAGGUAUCAAUUUCCGAACCCGGCACCUCAUGCAGGACCUAAGGACCAUGAUGCCUCAUUCCAAAGCAGAUUCAAAAAUGGAUCGAAAAGAUAAACUUUUUGUCAUAAAUGAGGUAUGUGAGAUUAAAAACUGCAAUAAGUGCAUAUUUUUUGAAGCAAAAAAGAAAGAAGACCUAUACAUGUGGAUUUCUAAUGUCCCCCAUGGACCUUCAGCAAAGUUUUUGGUUCAGAAUGUUCAUACACUGGCUGAACUGAAGAUGACGGGAAACUGUCUGAAAGGGUCAAGACCGCUGCUUUCGUUUGACCCCAAAUUUGACAAGGAGCCCCACUAUGCAUUAUUGAAGGAGCUUUUCAUUCAGAUCUUUUCCACGCCUCAGUAUCACCCUAAGAGCCAGCCUUUUGUGGACCACAUAUUCACAUUCACGAUAGCGGACAACAGGAUAUGGUUCAGGAAUUACCAGAUCAUUGAAGAAGAUGCAGCUCUGGUGGAGAUUGGGCCUCGUUUCGUCCUCAACCUCAUCAAACUAUUCCAGGGCAGUUUUGGUGGGCCCACACUCUAUGAAAACCCUCACUUUCAGUCUCCUAAUAUGCACCGUCGCUUGAUUCGACUGGCCACAGCUGGUAAGUUGCGGGAAAAGCAGAUGGUGAAAGAACUGCAGAAGGUGAGGAGGUUAGAAGAAAAACAGCCGGUGACCAGGGAUGUCACAGAUGAGGUUUUUGCGACACCUGCUGAGGAGAAGCCUGAUGAAAUUGAGCUAGAGGCCCCUCCACCAAAAUCAGCGAAGAAGAAGGAGUUCAAAAGGAAAAGGAUGCAGAGGCUCAGGAUGCGGUGAACUGUUGUCUCUAAUGUACAGCUUUUGGAGAACAGAUCUUUACAUAAAAAAGAUUGCUGGGCGCAAUGCAUGAUGGUCAUUUCACCUAUCCCUGGUACUUUACAUCAUGUUUAAGCUAAAUAAUGUGCUUUCCUGAAAAGAAUAGAGGGUAAAACCAUGUGUGUUCAGCUGCUGUCAUGCCCAGUAUCGGCAAAGUUCAGUCUUUCUACACAGAAAAGUUUUGUCCCUUGCAAAAAUCUUUUAAAAUAAAUUUUAAUUGAA